This is a messenger RNA of Aspergillus melleus, 1859 nucleotides long. Its product is annotated as TDT family transporter. The transcript has 3 exons. Gene Ontology annotation, cellular component: plasma membrane. Gene Ontology annotation, molecular function: sulfite transmembrane transporter activity. Lineage: Eukaryota; Fungi; Ascomycota; Eurotiomycetes; Eurotiales; Aspergillaceae. The record is from RefSeq and is a predicted model, not a curated record. Gene Ontology annotation, biological process: sulfite transmembrane transport; transmembrane transport. Bases 261 to 1328 code for a protein of 355 amino acids.
AUCGCUAGCAGAUGUUCCUGUUUGGGUUGGUUCCGCUGGGACCAGUCCGGCUACCCAACUUGUACGUCAUGCCGACCCAUACCGUUCCUUCGCUCGAUCGGUUUCAUGCUGUAGGUGGCUUACCUCCGAAAGUCCUUCGACAUGCUGAGUUUCUGCUUCAGAAUUCAACACCCACAGUCAGAACAAUAUACCGGGCCUCAUGAGAGCUGGCUUCUACAUUAUGGGAUGGCGGCGAAUAGUCUUGGGAUUUGGACCACCGUAUGGAGGAACAACGGACUGUUGAGUUACUGGCUAACGGCCUUGGUAGAUGGUUCGCCGUAACUAUGGGGACGGGAAUCGCCGCCAUCCUGCUCUUUUUGAUUCCGUUUCACGCCUCGUGGCUAUACUACCUUUCGAUCGUCUUCUUCAUUCUCAACACCUUCCUAUUUACACUAGGAACGGGACUGACCGUCCUUCGAUACAUGCUAUAUCCGCGAGUUUGGCCUGUCAUGCUGCGCGACCCGGUCGACCCUUUGUUCUUGGCGACGUGUCCCAUCGGCUUCGCUACCCUCAUCGAGAUGUGGAUCUUUAUUUGUGUCCCUAUAUGGGGAAAUUGGGCGACAACUCUGGCCUGGGUGGCGUGGAUGAUUGACACGGCUGUUUCGGUUGUGAUCACGGUGGCCAUCGCUUUUCUUUUGCUUUGCCAGAAUCACACAACAUCCUUGGACAAGAUCACGGCUGUUCAGCUCGUCCCCAUUGCAGCAACAAUUGUUGCUGCCGGCGUCGGCGCAGAAGUCUCCGCCGUUUUGCCUAAUUUGACACAUAUGAGAGGCACGAUUAUCACGUCCUACUUGCUCUGGAGUCUAAGCAUGUCCAUGGCCAUGAUGAUUCUCGUCAUAUACUAUCAACGCCUUAUUCUGCACAAGUUACCGCCAAAGCAGCUGGCUAUGAGCUCCUUUCUAACACUCGGGCCCAUGGGAUUUGGCGGAUUCGGCAUCAUGUACCUAGGGAAGGUUUCUACCACUGCCUUUAACAAGGGCAAUCCCAUUCACCCCAUGGUCGGCGAUGUCGCCUACGUGUUGGGUAUAAUGGUCGCCUUAGCGCUGUGGGGAUUCAGUCUACUAUGGCUUGUCUUCGCCUUCGCGACGGUAAUCCGCUCAUGGCCCGUCCCGUUCAACAUGGGCUGGUGGGCAACAACCUUUCCGUUCGGGGUGUUCUGCGUCAACACGAUUCAGCUCGGGGUUGAGAUGUCCUCGAUGUUUUUCAAAGUGAUGGGGACGGUAAGUUGCUAUCCCUUGCAACAACAUCCAGGGUCGACUGGAGCAUUAACUGCUAGAUCAGAUAUUUAGUACGAUGGUGAUACUGCUCUGGGUGGUUGUCAGCGCGGGGACCAUCCGCGAGGUCCAUCGGGGCCAUGUUUUCAAUGUGCCGUAUCUGGAGGAUAUCUUUUCGGAGGAUGAUCAGAAUGGCAGUAUUGAUCUCGAGACUGUGUCUGGUUCGACUUGUUGACGGCAACUUUUCUGAUCUGUUCAUGAUUCAGCGCUAUAUGAAGUAUGAGGUAUAUGUUAUCAGAUAUGAAAGUAAUGGCAUACUUUAAGUUUAUGCUGGUAUCAUUCCGUUGUUGUAUCAUUUCCUUUUUGUCAGCUUCAUUUUCUUAGUGGGAAGCAAGGGGCAGGCCUAGACCAUUAUGGUGGGGCCUGAGAUUUCGGGCCGCUUCGUUAUUACUGCCUCAGCAGAAGGCUUGGCUGCCUGAGGUGCAAACCGCCGGGCAUUUUAUCAGGCCAUACUUUUGGGUGCCUAAGGGAUGUUCCUGUUGCCAAACACACACAUUUUUCUUUGAAAAAAACAGAUAUUCCACUUAACAACUCCGUAAUGUCUUG